Adineta steineri is the source of this 1914-nucleotide messenger RNA. The record is from the annotation of a GenBank genome assembly. Lineage: Eukaryota; Metazoa; Rotifera; Eurotatoria; Adinetida; Adinetidae.
AUGCUCACAAAUGAACUGUAUCUUCAUUUUCCCGUUGAGGGUUAUCCUCUACAUCUAUCAACAGAUGCCAGCGGCAUCGCUACCGGUGGAGUAUUGUUUCAAGAAAUCAAUGGAGAACGUCGUAAUAUAUUUUAUCAUUCGAAACUUCUCUCUGCAAUCGAGAGAAAAUAUUCGGUACCCGAGCAGGAAGCUCUGGCAAUAUUUCAGUGCUUACAACGAAUGCGGACUUAUGUUUUGGGAAGAAUUAUUUAUGUUCAUACUGAUCAUUGUCCUAUUUGUGGCCUGUUACAAAAGCCGGUAAACAACCGUCGUAUCGAGCGCGUCGCGAACCUUAUUCAGGAAUAUAAUAUUGCAGAAAUGAAACACAUUUCAGGUAAAAGUAACUGUUUACCCGAUUUUCUCUCUCGACCCUUCGAUGAUCCUCUCUUUGAUGUACCUUAUGGUGUUGAAAGCAAACAACCACUGUCGUCUCUCUCUAUGGCAUUGCCUGUUACACCAGGUAUCUCGCCUAUGGUUCUUCGUCCUCGUCUUAAACCCACUCCUAUUACCGAUGUCGCUAUUCCAGACGAUGAAUUCAAGACCGACACCGACGAUACGGUCGAUUCGACGUCUUCUUCUCCGAUUCUUACUUCUCCAUCACCAAACACUUUUAAUUGUCAUGCUUUAAAACAAGAACAAGAUAAUGAUCCUGAUAUUCAGCUCAUCGUUGCUCAGCUCCAUAAUCCGGAUACUGCAUCGCACACGUCUUCUUCUUUUCUCAUUAAGGAUGAUCUUCUACACAAAGUUGUUACAUUGUCUCCUACUUCACCUGUCACAACUGCAGUACCUUAUCUUCCCACUUCAAUGAUUCAAUCGCUUCUAACGGCUAUGCACGAUGAUCCUUAUCAAGGUGGACAUUUUUCUACUGAUAAAAUGUAUUCAAAACUGGCUUCUCGUUACUGGUGGCCUCACAUGCGUGACUCUCUUCGACUUCACGUUCAAGCAUGUACUCUUUGUCAACAAUACAACUACAAUCGUCAGAAAAAACCCGGUCAUCUUCACCCUAUUCCUCCCACCAAUAUUCCAUACUCAGUGAUCAGCAUGGAUUUUUGUGGUCCUUUCGUUGAAUCUCCUCGUGAGAAUAAAUUUGUUCUUAUCAUUUCGGAUCUAUUCACACGUCAUGUGACAGCUGUCGCCACCUCAACUAAUACAGCCGAAAUUACUGCUAUGGCACUUUAUCGCGAAGUUUUUUGUCGUUAUGGAGUCUGUUCUACAUUGCUUACUGAUCAGGGUACCCAUUUUAACAACAAUCUCAUGCGUGCUCUAACUCAUCUUUUUGGUUAUAAUCACAUAUACAGCACUGCCUAUCACCCUCAAACUAAUGCAGUCACUGAACGUUUCAAUGCGUCAUUCAAGGUACAAAUUUCUAAACUCGAAGACAAACACCAUCACAACUGGGAUGAUUAUCUCGACCCUGUUGUUUUUGCAUACAAUACUGCAAAACAUAAAACUACACAAUUUUCACCUUUUGAAUUACUUUUUGGUCGUUCACCGCAACUACCCAUUGAUCUUCCUCCACAAUUUUAUACUUUUGCUCGUCCGAAUAUUUGCUUUGAAAAUCUUCAACGAAUUCUACAAGUUUACCAUCAACAAGCUCAAAAUAACAUUAUAGCUCAACAACAAUCUAAUAAAGUACGUUAUGAUAAACAUCGAUCUGAUCCUCAUUUUCAAAUUGGCGAUCACGUCUUUACGAAAAUUUUUACUGCACGCGGUUCAUUAGAUCCUCGUUAUUCUUCAGAACCAUCUAUUGUUACUGAAGUACGUCAUCCUACUUAUUUUGUUCGUAAUGAGUCUACUGGCGUUGUGAAACGUUUUCACGUUUCUGACAUACGUCCCGUUAUUGAAGCUUAUAACUUCGAUUCCACCACAUACUGA